This is a messenger RNA of Caenorhabditis elegans, 2434 nucleotides long. RefSeq names its product EF-hand domain-containing protein (gene T02G5.3). The transcript is spliced from 10 exons. Lineage: Eukaryota; Metazoa; Nematoda; Chromadorea; Rhabditida; Rhabditidae. The coding region runs from base 889 to 2364 and encodes 491 amino acids. The record is from RefSeq and is marked reviewed. Gene Ontology annotation, cellular component: membrane. Gene Ontology annotation, molecular function: calcium ion binding.
AAUUCCCACAUUUUCAGAAAAAUCUAUAUGCCACGAAAAAAGUUUUGAAUUUCGACCCGGAACUUAUUGACACUCCUAAUAUAUAUAUAUGUUUUAUUGCAUGUUUUUCCAUUUCAGGUUCAAUAUCAAUAAUAAUAUUUAAGUAAAAUUUUGCAAUGAAUAAUAUUUUAUUAGAACACUCAUGUUUUGGAACACGAAUAAUUGAAGCUCUUGUUAGCAGAAUUUUUAGAUUUCUGUAUUAGUUUCCGAAAGCUGCAAGGCGGGCAGAUGAAGAAUUUGAGUUCUACUCGGCAGUUUGGUUCUCCUUUCCCUCGUACUUUCUUCAAAUAUUCUUCGCACUUCUUCGCCAACAAUCGGCGGAGAAGUACGAAGAAUAGAAGAAGAAAGUGCGAAAGGUAGAUGAAUCCCUCUGUGGUGAAAACGCGGCGGUUUGCGAAAAAUGGACUAUAAACGGAAGAUAAGGAUACCUCCUUAUCUGUUUUUUUAAAUCUUUUUUGAUCUUAAAUUGUUCAUGCAUUUUAUUGUCAGAAAACAAUUCCAGGUUAAUUCAUAAAUAGGAAAAUAUUCAAGUAAGACAUUUCUUUAUUACCCAGAAUUUUGAAAAUAUAAAAAUUUUGAUGACCAAGUUCUGAAAUUAUACGCUCUCAAGAAUAUUCCGAAUGCCUGAAUAUCACAUAAUUCAACAUACACCCUUAUUCCAAGUAGCCAUAGCAACAAUACAUUAACUCUAUUCCUCUCAUCUCUAACUAUGCUCGGCCACCUGCUUCUUCUGCUUGUGCUCAUGCAUUGAAGUCGUAUUUUUCUUUCGAAAUGGCAGGAGUCGAUGAAGAAGAAGAUAGCCGUUAUGUUUUAACAAAUCGAGAAUUUCGUAAAAUCUACCGUGAAAUUAUGGGAGAUACGAAGACUCAGGUCAACAUUAAGCAAGCAUAUACGAUUUUGAAUUGUUCCGGUAGAAAUGUGACAUCAGCUCAUCUAUUGAAACAGUGGGAGUUUCUUAAUGAAAAAAUAGCUGUAGAUCGUCUCUAUGACAUAUACAUAAAAGCCGAAGAAGUUGUGUUGGAAGGUCAUGAAUACGAGAAAGCAGUGAGAACAAAAACAUUGAAAUUGGAUGACAUUUUGGGUUCAGUUAAAGAUGGAUCUCUUGUUAAUAAACAAUAUCUGGAAAUUAUUAUUAAUGAAUUUACAAGAAGUGAUGGAUAUGUUGAUAUUGGAGCAUUACUCGAUACGGCAACUCAAUCUAAAGUUGAUAUUGUGAACAAGCUAUUAGGGCCAAAAGUGGAAGAGGACGAGAUGUUUACAGUAAAAGUACGUGGAUGUAUGACUGUAUAUCCAAAAGUUCAGUGUAUUUCUUAUAAGAUUGAUGUUGAUAAGCCAACUGUUUGUGAGCUGACACUUUGUUUAGCACCUAAUAGCGAUGUUCCAGCUGAUAGAUUCAGUAAUGAUCUAUUUCUAGUUGUUUAUAAUAAUGAACAGAAAUUAGUUGGUUUAACACGUCAUGUACUUGAAGAAAGAAAGUACAGUACUGGAAUGAUGACUGUUAAUGAAGGAGAUGAAGUAAUGAUUGUUGGAAUGGGAACAACUACAAAUAGAAAAAGAUCAACAACUGAAAGAGUUCCAUUGAUUGAAGAGACUAAUAAAUUAAGCAAGAGAUUCAAAUCCACUUUGAUGAAUAUAUUCGAUUCCUUUGAUGUUGAUCAGGACGGUUUACUGAAUAAAGAAGAAAUGAAUUUCUAUACACUUGCAAGUGGAGAUUCUGAGCUAACAGAUCAAGAUUGGUUCGUUUAUUUGAAUAGUUUUGAUAAUCGAGAUGGAGGUCUAACUAUGGGUGGAUUCAUUAAAGUUCACGAGAUGGAAGCAUUUGAUCCAGAAGGCAAUGCAGCUGCAGAUUUGUGGCAUUCACUGCAUAGUCUUGGUUAUGAUACUCAAUUAGCAUCGAACUUUGGAUGUUCGUAUGAUAUUGAAGCACACUCGAAUACACCAAUCAAGAUGAUUCCCCGAUUGCAAAAUGUGGUGAAAAUGCAUAGAGCUUUCAUUUUGGGAAAUCUUUACCAUCUCGGCGAGGAGGAUGAUCGUUUCGAAAUUCGUCCUCAUUUGUUCAAAACCGAAUAUUUUGGACUACUCAUAGCUAGAAAAGAAGAUAAAUAUGCAAAGGAGACUUAUCGAAUUCAGCUGAGCUCUCGGGAACAUUUGAAAAUUAAUUUUCCUCAUCAAGUUGACAGUCUGAUUAGACUUGCAGAUUCUGACAGUGAAUGGGUGCUCGUGGCAUCCUAUACAGUCACAGAUCCAGAAGCUCAACUUGUUUAUACUCUGGAAAAAGUUACAAAAUCAUCAAAUCCAACAUCACCAUCUCUUCUCAAAGCAUAAUUAUACCCAAGCCUAAUCUGAAAUGUUUGAAAUAUUGAUAUCAUAGAUAAAUAUUAAUUUUUCAAAAAAA